UUAAUUGUUGUCUGUCACAGUUUCCCAGCAUAAUUACACGGGUUGAAUGGCAGUCAGCUCUGUGGAUUUAUGUUGCUCUUUGUGACSAUUUGGGCUUCUUGUUUUGCAGGAAGAUACCAUAAUUAUGAUUUCAARUGGGUAAGAGGAGAGAAUGUGGAGGGAGCAUGUCAGGCUGACUUUCUGAAAAUAGGUACUUUAAUUCUAGUAUAAKGGCUACGUGUUUUGUUUUGUGACAUCUUGGAUUUCUAUUAUUUCCAACUAAGCACAUUCCAAAGUUUUGUGGUAACCUUCUAGUACAAAAAUAAUGAGAGGUUGCGGARCUGUGGGUGUUCAUUGGCAUUUUACUCUGUUAUGGUGGUGGCAAUAAUUCCUGAGGGUACUUUUAAGAUACUGGAGGUGAGGAGAGAGAGGUUUCUUCAGCUGUUGUGGGUAGAGAUGUGUGCUGAUUAUGUGUUUGCUGGCUUUUUCUCUAAGUAAAUUAAACUGCUCAAGUGCUCCACAGGUGUGCAGGCUCCUGGACCUCUCCUUGUCUUCUACACUGGGAAAGCAGAGCAAGAUAUCUGUUAGGGAUGAGUGUGAGCAAACCCAGGAAUACAUAAUCCGUGUCCAGAGAGGAGUUUCAACAGAAAACAGYUGGCAGAUUGUGAGGCGAUAUAGUGACUUUGACUUACUGAAUAACAGCCUGCAGAUCUCAACUCUAAGUCUACCUCUUCCUCCAAAAAAAUUGAUUGGAAAUAUGGAGCGUGAAUUCAUUGCUGAAAGACAGAAGGGACUUCARGCCUACCUGGAUGUAAUUACUACCCAUCACAUAUUGUCUAACUGUGAACUGGUAAAGAAAUUCUUGGACCCAAACAGCUAUUCUGUAAACUACACUGAAAUUGCCUUACAGCAUGUUUCAAUGUUCUUCCGAUCAGAGCCAAAGUGGGAAGUAGUAGAACCAUUAAAAGAUAUAGGCUGGCGAAUACGUAAGAAAUAUUUCUUAAUGAAAAUUAAGAAUCAACCAAAGGAACGGCUAGUGUUAAGCUGGGCUGAUCUUGGCCCUGAUAAGUACUUGUCUGACAGAGACUUACAGUAUGCUGUGAAACUUCUUUCUUCCUGUUCUCAUCCCUAUAUUUACAAAAUCACUUUUGCCACUGCCAACGAAUCAUCAGCRCUGGUUAUUAGACCAUUCAGUGAAAAAGGGACACUAAAGGACCUUAUUUAUAAGGCAAAGCCAAAAGACCCRUUCCUGAAAAAGUAUUGCAAUCCUAAAAAAAUUCAAGGUCUUGAACUUCAGCAAAUAAAAACAUAUGGAAGGCAAAUAUUAGAGGUAUUAAAGUUCUUGCAUGAGAAAGGAUUUCCUUAUGGCCAUCUUCACUCUGCCAAUGUGAUGUUGGAUGGGGAUACCUGCAAAUUACUGGAUCUAGAAAAUUCCUUGUUGGGACUUCCAUCAUUUUAUCGGUCGUACUUUUCACAGUUUCGGAAAAUUAAUACUUUAGAGGGYGUUGAYGUUCAUUGCUUUGGACAUUUAYUGUAUGAAAUGACCUACGGAAGACCCCCAGACACGAUUCCAGUGGAGAGCUUCCCCCCUGCUCCAUCAGUGUUUGUUGUGUCCGUGUUGGAGUCCAUUCUGACUUGUGAAGCUCUGAAGAAUGGGAUGCCAACUGUCUCACGGCUCUUACAGAUGCCAUUAUUCAGUGACGUCCUGCUAACAAACUCUGAGAAACCACAGUUUAAGAUUCCUACUAAGCUAAAAGAGGCAUUGAAAAUCUCCAAGGAAUGCAUAGAAAAGCGAUUAACAGAAGAACAGAAAUCGAUUCACCAGCACAGAAGGCUGACAAGAGCUCAAUCUCAUCAUGGCUCUGAAGAAGAAAAAAAGAAAAGGAAGAUCUUGGCACGAAAAAAGUCAAAACGCUCUGCCAAUGAAAGUGGGGAAGAACACUCAGCCAAAUACAGCAACUCAAAUAACUCAGGCUCUGGGGCGAGUUCCCCUUUAACAUCUCCAUCAUCCCCCACUCCGCCCUCCACAGCAGGAGCAUCGUCCAUACCCCCAGCACCGCCCCCGCCGCCCCUGCCACCAGCAGCUCCUCCCCCGAGCUCAGAGGUGCCGACGCCGCGGCCCGAGGUCAGCGCAAGCCGAGGAGCCUUGCUCAGCUCCAUUCAAAACUUUCAAAAAGGAACUCUGAAGAAAACACAGACGUGCGACUACAGUGCUCCCAGGAUAAGCUGAGGCCACUGGUCACUCCAGGAUUCAAUUCCCUCUCCCCCUCCUGUGCUGACCCUCCUGACCAGCAACUCACCCACCAGCAGAGCAGCAGCAGCUUCGUUCUCCCCGGUUUCAGCUUUCCUCCAGUAGCAGCACUCACUGCCCUGCCCGAAUUGCUCUGCCAUGCUGGGAUAAGUACUCCGAUCUUGGCUGCAAGAACUGUUCUCUAGCUACAGUUUCAGGGGUACAGCAACUUCUAUAUAGCUGAAUAAAAAAAAAUUCUGAAAAUAGGAAUGAUGAUGAUGGUGAAUGAAUGCAUUUUUUUCCUUGCUCCAUUCCACCUUUUUUUUUUUUUUUAAAUUACAGGAAAGUAGCUUGUCUGCUCAGUUUCUCAACUCUUCACGCACUCGUAAUCUAUCUUAAUUCUUGCUGCAUGGAGUCAAAAAGUUUGUUUUACAUAAWCCUACCCUUAAAGCAUACUGCACAGGUGAGGGAACUGGAGAAUUWAAUCUUAUUCCCACCACAUUUGCUGGUGGAGUUAAAAUGCUGUCUCAUUAAGCUUGUUUAAAUGGACAUCCUACCUGCAACUCUAGGGGAAAGUGUUUUUAAAUGAGGGAGCAGUUGAAGUGGGAGGUAAUAGGGCACUGGGAUGUUAUUGUUGAUUUAGUUAAAUACAAAGUUACUUCAAAUUAAUUCUACCGUUUAAACUUUAUUGAAAGAUCUUUUUUGAUUUAAAACCUUAAACAAAUUGCACUUUAAAGGAUUAUAGAUAAUCCAUUUUUUUAAAUUCAAGUACAUCAGUGUUUGUUACUAUGCAGAGAAUGUCUGUACAAAGUUUCAUGUAACCUGUGAUAUUCAGUCAUUUUUAUUAAAAUGCUAAUGGAAUUCCUUCA
Messenger RNA from Malurus melanocephalus (red-backed fairy wren), 3078 nucleotides. RefSeq names its product PX domain containing serine/threonine kinase like (gene PXK). The record is from RefSeq and is a predicted model, not a curated record. Gene Ontology annotation, biological process: early endosome to late endosome transport; protein phosphorylation; protein targeting to lysosome. The transcript is spliced from 18 exons. Gene Ontology annotation, cellular component: early endosome; extrinsic component of endosome membrane; late endosome. Gene Ontology annotation, molecular function: phosphatidylinositol binding; ATP binding; actin binding. Bases 449 to 2209 code for a protein of 586 amino acids. Lineage: Eukaryota; Metazoa; Chordata; Aves; Passeriformes; Maluridae.